AAAAAAAAAAAAAAAAAAAAACCUCCAGCUGCACCAGGACCAACCCAGAAUCGAAGAACUUAUAAUGGUUGCAUGCCUUUCAUGUGCAGCCAAUACUCUCUCAACAACUACUCCAUUUCUGAGCUCUCAGAUACAAAGUCACUCCAAUAACCCAAAGUUUGGUUCUCAAGAAGCUCUAAUCGUUUUUCAAAACUGCUCUAAUUUCACUCAUCUCAAGCUUGUACAUGCUAAGAUCAUUCGAAAUGGCCUUUCUAAUGAUCAAUUGCUUGUUAGAAAAUUGCUUCACUUGUGCUUCUGUUAUGGCGAAAUUGAUUAUGCCACCUUGCUUUUUCAUCAAAUUCAAAACCCACAUACCUUCACAUGGAAUUUCAUGAUUAGAGCUUAUACCAAAAAUGGUAACUCUCAAGAAGCUCUUUUUCUCUACAAUCUUAUGAUUUGCAGGGGAUUUCCGCCUGAUAAAUUCACUUUUCCUUUCGUUGUUAAAGCUUGCUUGUCCUCUUCUGCUCUUGAUAAAGGAAAAGAGAUUCAUGGGUUUGCUAUUAAAACUGGAUUUUGGAAAGACACCUUUUUGCAUAAUACUCUAAUGGAUCUUUAUUUCAAAUGUGGGGAUUUUGAUUAUGGGCGUAAGUUGUUUGACAAAAUGCGUGUUAGAAGUGUUGUUUCGUGGACUACUUUUGUCGCUGGCCUUGUUGCUUCCGGCGAAUUAGACGCUGCCCGUAAAGCAUUCGACGAAAUGCCAAUGAAAAAUGUUGUUUCUUGGACAGCAAUGAUCAAUGGGUAUGUGAAGAAUCAACGAGCUCAGGAAGCUUUUGAAUUGUUUUGGAGAAUGCAGCUCGAUAAUGUGAGGCCUAAUGAGUUUACACUCGUUGGCUUGCUAAAAGCAUGCACUGAACUUGGGAGUCUCCAGUUAGGUAGUUGGAUUCAUGAGUAUGCCUUGAAAAACGGGUUCAAACUUGGAGUUUUCCUUGGGACUGCUCUUAUUGAUAUGUAUAGUAAAUGUGGUAGUUUGGAGGACGCAAAACAAGUGUUUGACAAAAUGGAAAUCAAGAGUUUGGCAACUUGGAAUUCGAUGAUCACUAGCUUAGGGGUGCAUGGUUUUGGCAAGGAAGCGCUUGCUCUUUUUGCACGUAUGGAGGAGGCAAAUGUGCAACCAGAUGCAAUCACUUUUGUAGGUGUUUUAUGUGCUUGCGUGCAUACGAUUAAUGUAGAAGAGGGUAUUAGGUAUUUCAAGUAUAUGACAGAAUGCUACGGUAUUAUGCCUGUUUUAGAACAUUACACUUGCAUGAUUGAACUCUACACUCGUGCCAACAUGUUGGAUGAGGUUAGGGAAUUAAUCAACUCCAUGCCAGUGGAACUUAGUAGCAGUCCAGCAGCAGCAUUGAUUUUGCAAAGCAUCAUUGAUUGUGAUGCUGAAAAUGAGAAAUUGUUUGAUUUUCCGGGUAAGGAUUUAGACUGUUUUGCAACACCUACUUAUUUGUCCCAAAAUCAGUUACAAUGCUUCGAAUGGGAUGUUGGUUGACAUUUCUAGUUCAUUUCUGCGACAUUAUUGUAGUUAAAUGUAACAUAAAUUGAGAAUUUUAUACAAACAUGUCCCAACAUUUAUUUUCUGAAGGAGCCAAAUGAUAAACUUUUGGCCACUAGGCGUAACCAUCUUCGUUAUUCAAAGACAGAAUUCAAGUAGAUAUGACAAGUAUGCAAUUAUGUACAUCGAAUAAGUGGGCAUAAAUUGUAUAAUUAAACUACAUCUGAUAUUCAUUACACAUAAGCAAUGUGAAAUGGUGACAUUUCUCUAGUUUUGCAA
Jatropha curcas is the source of this 1801-nucleotide messenger RNA. RefSeq names its product pentatricopeptide repeat-containing protein At3g26630, chloroplastic. Gene Ontology annotation, molecular function: protein binding; RNA binding. The record is from RefSeq and is a predicted model, not a curated record. Gene Ontology annotation, biological process: RNA modification. Lineage: Eukaryota; Viridiplantae; Streptophyta; Magnoliopsida; Malpighiales; Euphorbiaceae.